UGUUUGUAGUUUUCCACUACCAUACCAACCAAUCAACUGAACAUCAAACUGAGAGAGGACGCUAGCUAUAUUACAAGGGAUUUGGUAAGAACAAAAUCUGACAUGGACUAGCCUAGUCUCUUGGGCAACCAUUACGAAGAGAAAACGGAAGCAAAUAGGAGCCAUGGGAGAAGAAGAAGGCGAUCGCCGAACGGAGGCGCUGCUAGAGAAGCUCUCGGAGUCCUCUUACAAUCCCUCCGAGGAGCCUCAAGUCAGAAGAACCGGCACGGUAUGGACGGCGAUGGCGCACAUCAUCACGGCGGUGAUCGGGUCCGGCGUGCUGUCGCUGGCGUGGAGCGUGGCGCAGCUUGGCUGGGUCGGCGGUCCGACGGCGAUCGUGUUCUUCGCCGGGGUGACCGUGGUGCAGUCCUCCCUCCUCGCCGACUGCUACAUUUCUCGCGACGAGGACGGGCACGGGGUCGUCGUCAGGAACAAGUCCUACGUGCAAGCCGUGAGACUCUACCUAGGUGAGAAGAGCCGCUUGUUUUGCGGUUUUUUCCUUAGCAUCAGCUUGUUUGGGAGCAGCGUGGUCUACACUCUCACAUCCGCCACUAGUAUGAGGGCGAUUCAGAAAGCGAACUGCUACCACACUGAAGGCCACGGCGCCCCGGCGUGCUCUGCCGCCGGCGGGGGAUCAGACGUGUAUUACAUGGUCCUGUUCGGCGUCGCUCAAUUGGUGCUGUCGCAGAUACCGGACUUCCACAACAUGGCGUGGCUCUCCAUCUUCGCCGCCGUCAUGUCCUUCUCCUACUCCUUCAUUGGCUUCGGCCUCGGAGCUGCCAAAGUGAUCGAGAAUGGAGUGAUAAAGGGGGCAAUCGGAGGUAUUGCACUGGCAUCCACGACGCAGAAGGUGUGGCGCGUCGCGCAGGCCCUCGGGGACAUCGCCUUUGCCUACCCUUUCUCCUUGGUGCUGCUGGAAAUAGAGGACACACUGAGGUCGCCACCGGCGGAGAGCGAGACGAUGAAGAAGGCGUCGAGGGCUAGCAUCGCGGUCACCACCUUCUUCUACCUUGGGUGCGGGUGCUUGGGCUACGCGGCGUUCGGCGACGCCACCCCGGGCAACCUCCUCACCGGCUUCGGCUUCUACGAGCCCUACUGGCUCAUUGACCUCGCCAACCUCUGCGUCGUCCUCCACCUCCUCGGCGGCUACCAGGUGUACAGCCAACCGGCAUUCGCGCUUGCAGAGCAGUGGUUCGCCACCGAGGGCUCCUCCGUCGACUUGAACGUGUUCAGGUUGUGCUAUCGCACGGCGUACGUGGCGGCGGCGACAGCUGUGGCGGUGUGGUUCCCCUACUUCAACCAGGUGGUCGGGCUGAUCGGCGCCUUCAGCUUCUGGCCGCUAGCCAUCCACUUCCCCGUCGAGAUGUACAUCACGCAGGCACAGGUGGCUCCGUGGACGGCGCGGUGGCUCGCUAUCCGGGCCUUCAGCGCCGCCUGCCUGCUCGUCUGCGCCUUCGCCUCCCUCGGCUCCGCCGUGGGGGUGUUCGGUUCCAAGGAAAGCUAGACGAUUUCUGCAACAACAACAAAAAAAAAAAGUGGUUGUUGCAUGAUAUAUAUUUGCGGUUCGUUCGAUUUAUUUUCUUCCGGUAGGAACUGCAGCGGCAUGAUUCUUUGCAUAGCUAGGACGUGUUAAUUUGUGGGCAUCAGGAUUUGCUCUGUUUGAGACAGUGUAAGUAUGACGGGGAAGUGUACAUAAGCAAAGCAAGGUACUUCCUCCGGAUCAGGUUUUAAUAGAUGCGCCGUAGUUUGAAUUUUUUUUGAUCACUAUUUUAUUAAAUAAAAUAUGGAAUAUAUGUUAUAAAUCUUGUA
Lolium perenne is the source of this 1848-nucleotide messenger RNA. Its product is annotated as probable amino acid permease 7. The record is from RefSeq and is a predicted model, not a curated record. NCBI's taxonomy places the organism in Eukaryota, Viridiplantae, Streptophyta, Magnoliopsida, Poales, Poaceae.